Messenger RNA from Lodderomyces oxycetoniae, 2034 nucleotides. Its product is annotated as ERMES complex Ca(2+)-binding regulatory GTPase. Gene Ontology annotation, cellular component: mitochondrial outer membrane. Gene Ontology annotation, biological process: small GTPase-mediated signal transduction; mitochondrion organization. Bases 1 to 2034 code for a protein of 677 amino acids. Gene Ontology annotation, molecular function: calcium ion binding; GTP binding; GTPase activity. The record is from RefSeq and is a predicted model, not a curated record. Lineage: Eukaryota; Fungi; Ascomycota; Pichiomycetes; Serinales; Debaryomycetaceae. The transcript has a single exon.
AUGUUUCCCGAACUGAUAAGAAUAGCUGUUUGCGGUGAUGAAGCUGUUGGGAAAUCUUCUUUAAUAACAUCUUUGAUAAAAGAAAAUAUCCUGGAAUCUCAAGUGAACAAUGUCUUGCCGCCUAUUACUAUAUCUAAGAAUGAUUACAUUGAGAGUUUACAAGAGUUACCUGAAAUGGGCAAGCAGCAGUCUCAACCAAGAGCGCGCAAACACAAAGGUAAAGCCGAAUUGUUGCGGUUACAGACAUUGAACUCAAAGGAAGUACUGGAUAUCAUUCCCAACACAACUGUGGUUACUGACACUAGCGCAUCUGAUCCUGGUAAUUUGCAAAAAGAAUUGAAAAGAGCCGAUGUUAUAUGGCUAACAUAUUCAGACCACUACACUUAUGAGCGGAUAUCAUUACAUUGGAUGCCAAUGUUUCGUUCUUUAGGGGUAAACUUACCCAUCAUUCUAUGUGCCAACAAAGCUGACUUAUCACCAAAAUCACUGUGGAAAAACCAAAAUGCUGAGGAGUUCAUUCCUUUGAUAAAUGAGUUUAAGGAGAUAGAGGCUGGUGUCAGAUGCAGUGCGAAAAACAACUAUAACGUAGUUGAAGCAUUUUAUUUAUGUCAGCGUGCAGUAACACAUCCAAUUUCGCCGAUUUUUGAUGCAAAGGAAGGAAAUUUAAAACCUGGUGCCAUUGCAGCUUUGAAAAGAGUGUUUUUUCUUUUUGAUACAGACCAAGAUGGCUAUUUGAACUUUGAUGAAUUUAAUGAAUUGCACAAGAAAUGUUUUCGUGUUGCAGCAGCUGAAUCGGAUUUUAAUGAUAUUGUUAAUUACAUCGACUCCAAGAUUUGUCAGGAUCUUUUGUCUGCCCCAAAGAGUGGUUGCAUUAGUGAAGACGGAUUCGUAUUGUUGAACAAAUUGUAUGCUGAGUCCGGAAGACACGAGACGAUUUGGUGCAUUCUUCGAGCGAAUCAUUAUACCAAUUCUUUGUCUUUAGAUGACAAGUUUUUGUUUCCGCACCUUGACGUUAAUCUAAAUUCUAGCGUUGAGUUGAGUCCUAAUGGCUUCAGAUUUCUUGUUGAUUUAUUUAUCAAAUUCGACAAGGAUAAUGACGGCGGGUUGAGCGAAGACGAGCUUAACAAUCUAUUUAGACCAACCCCAGGAAUUCCAAAGUUAUGGAUUGAAACAAACUUUCCAUCAUCCAUUGUGUGCAACGAAGAAGGCUACGUAACUCUACAGGGUUGGUUAGCACAAUGGAACUUGACCACGUUUCUAAGCUAUAAGACCACCUUGGAAUAUCUAGCCUAUCUAGGGUUCGAUGCUGGAAAUUCGAUCAAAGCUCUUAAGCUUACGAAACCAAGAAAAUGUAGACAAAAGCAAGGCAGGAUUUACCGCACAAGUGUCAACGACAAGAAUAUAUAUAAUUGUUUUGUAGUGGGAGCACCUAGAGCAGGAAAGAGUUCUUUGCUAGACCUGUUUCUACAUGGUUCCUACAGCGAAGUGUACUCCCAUACAAAACAACCAAGAUUGGUUAUCAAGGAUAUAGAAUUACGAGGAGGCAAGCAGUGUUAUUUAAUAUUGGAGGAGCUUGCCGAAUCAGAAGGUGCCAUCUUGGAAAACCAAAAGAGACUAGACGAGUGCGAUGUUAUUUGCUAUACCUAUGAUUCAUCUGAUCCAGAAAGUUUUCAAUACUUGGUUGACUUGCGACAAAAGUAUCCUCAUUUAGAUGAAAUUCCCUCGGUGUUUGCUGCAUUGAAAGCUGAUUUGGACAAGCAACAACAGAGAUCCGACGUACAACCUGAGACGUAUACAAGAGACUUGUUCCUUAACUCGCCGUUGCAUAUUUCAUCAUCCUGGACCUCCUCUCUUCAUGAGCUUUUUAUCCAAUUGGUAGAUGCUGCAAACAAACCGCAAAGUGCGACUCCCGGGUUAGAAUUUAACAAUGCAGCAGUCGACCAAGAGAAUUUGAAGCAUUUGAUGAUGGCCGGCGGUGCUUUAGGCAUAAUGGCCCUCGUUUCUAUCUGGAUGUUGAAUAGCAUGAGAAGAUAA